AUGCAAUUUUUCGGAAUUGAGAACAAUUUAUUUUUGAGGGGAUGUUAUGAACGUUUAUCAAUUGGUGAUAUCCCCAUAAUUUUAUAUAAAAUGUAUGCAUAUAAUUACUGUUAUCAAUCAAUAAACGGCACCUCAGCUAACAUUUCAUAUUAUGCCUUCUCAGGUUUAACUGCGGUGAUCUGUUUUGCCUCGGCAACAAGUUUAAAUAAUGCAACGAAUAUCAGUUCAGAUUCUAGCUUCAAUUCAUUAUAUAACUUUAUAGGAAAUGAUACGUAUUAUCCAAAUACAGCAACGGAUAAUCGAUUUUCACAAGUUUUAUUCUCUCCAUAUUUCAGAGAAACAGCAAACUGUGUUUCUGAUAGCGCGGGAUCAGAUUCAUGGGUUAAUUUAUCUUACACACUUAAUAAUACUUAUAAUGAAAUGCGCACAGUUUUACUUUAUGUCAAAAGUGGUACUGUUGUUCGUGAAAAAGAAGGAUUUAUAUGCUCACGUAAUACAGCUAAUUACUCUUCAAUUCCAAAUACUAAAUCAUACAUUACAGAUACAAUUACAAAAUUUAGGAAUACAAAUCCUAACGCACUUAUUCAAGUGUUUGAAUAUCCGCGUAUAUUUAAGUAUUUCGGCUAUGGAGCUGUUUAUGAACUUGCGAACUAUUCAUAUUUUGCCAAUGCGCCAUUAGAUGACAGAUCUCCGAGAGAUUUGUCCAGAAGAGGCGGUAUUUCAUAUAAAUGUGCUGCAAAAUCAUGUCAAGGGCAUACAUUUAUUGAUAGAAGAACUGAUGAGAGACAGGAUGUUCAUGACUACGUAUACAAAGCUACAGUUUAUUCCCAAAUCGCUAACGAUGCUCUUAAUGCCCUUCCGAAUGCUUCUUAA
Messenger RNA from Trichomonas vaginalis G3, 873 nucleotides. RefSeq lists its product as uncharacterized. Lineage: Eukaryota; Parabasalia; Trichomonadida; Trichomonadidae. The coding region runs from base 1 to 873 and encodes 290 amino acids. The transcript has a single exon. The record is from RefSeq and is a predicted model, not a curated record.